AAAAAGACAAAAUAAGACAUAAAAUAAAAUAAUCUAAAACAAGAUAAGAUUAAGUUUGUCUUACGAGUUAUUCCAAGCCCAAAAUGAUCUUGUAUUUUAUAUUGUAAAAUGUAUUUUUAUUCUCAUUAAUAUGACAAUAAUAUAUUUUGCUCUGAAAGAACAGCACACUUGAUGUGAAAACAGUGUUUUUUGUUACUGUGUUUGAGUGUAUCGACAUUAUGUAUGGAGCUGUGCAUUUUCCGUGGAGGUUUCAUUGUCAAGCUGCAGGUUUAGGAGCAGUUUCAGUAGUUGUAGGAGACCAUCACCUCCACCAGAUGUCAUCCUGUUCCUCCUAACCUCAGUCAAAGGUGAUGGCAUUCCUGGAUCCUCCCUCCACCUCAGGGUAUUCUCAGAGGAUGCACAGGUAGACAACACUGUUUGGGAUCAGAUCCACCACCCCAAACCUCCAGGAACUACAUCAAGAAACUUUUUUUCCAUUUUCAUCAAUUUCCCAUUUUUAGUUUUUGAAAUCAAACAAUGGCCAGCGCAGGUAUUCAACUUCUUGGCUUCACCUUGGCCUUUUUGGGCUUCAUCGGCUCGAUAGCAUCCACAGCCAUGGUGGAAUGGAAAGCUUCGUCCUACGCAGGAGACAACAUCAUCACAGCUCAGGCGCUGUACGAAGGGCUGUGGAAGAGCUGUGCAUCACAGAGCACGGGGCAAAUUCAGUGUAAACAGUAUGAUUCACUCCUCCAACUACCAGGGAUUGUCCUGGGCACACGAGGGCUGAUGCUGUCUGCCAUCAUGCUGUGCUUAAUUGCUAUACUGGUGGCAACGGUGGGCAUGAAGUGCACCACCUGUCUGGCAGAACAACCGCAGCAGAAGGACAAAGUGGCUCUAGCUGGAGGGGUUAUCUUCAUCAUCGCUGCUCUGCUUGCUCUGGUGGGAACGUCUUGGUAUGGCCACAGAAUAGCAAAAGACUUCUACGACCCAUUCACUCCAACUAAUUCCAGGUAUGAAUUUGGAAGCGCCCUGUAUGUUGGAUGGGGGUCUGCAUGUCUCAUCCUUAUAGGAGGAGGCUUCCUCUGCGCCAACUGCUCCGGCAAGAGCUCAAGCAAAGCUCCACGCUACCCGCCGUCCCGCUCUGCAGGCCAGCCGGGCAAGGACUACGUGUAGGACAAUCACUCCACCUGGAUGGAAGAGUGCUGUCUCUGCAGGGAUGUGUCUUCAGUAUGUCAUUCAGAUUUUUUUUUAUUUUAUUUUUGCAACAUGUAUAUUUGCAGGUGUUACAUUUGGUGUAUGUUUGUAUUUGGUGUUUUUCAUUCUUUAAUUAUUAAGAAAGGGAACCUCAACAGAUCAACAACAGGCAUUACUAUUAAAGAUGAUGACAACGUUUACCCAUUUUUAUUUGCUUUGUUUGGAGUCAUUAUUCUUUCAUAUUAUGUAAAAUAAAAUCCUCAUUACUUUCCUAGUACUGUGUG
This is a messenger RNA of Epinephelus lanceolatus (giant grouper), 1457 nucleotides long. RefSeq names its product claudin 1 (gene cldn1). Gene Ontology annotation, molecular function: structural molecule activity. Gene Ontology annotation, cellular component: bicellular tight junction; membrane. NCBI's taxonomy places the organism in Eukaryota, Metazoa, Chordata, Actinopteri, Perciformes, Serranidae. The record is from RefSeq and is a predicted model, not a curated record.